AUGGAUGGAAAGAGAUGUCGGGGUAGAAUGGUACACGGACAAAUCAACAUGGCGUCAUUUGGAGGAGACAAGGUCACCAAUGGCUCCCUUCUCUUAGCAGCUCAUAAUGGAUUCAAAUUGGGUCGCAUGGGAUUAUUUUCGAGAGGCUUGUAUGACCGAGCUGAUCGCACGAAAGGAUAUUAUCCACCACCAUCAAACACGUUCCCUUUAAUUUCUAACGAUCAUAAACUAUUAGGUAACAAAUAA
Pieris macdunnoughi is the source of this 246-nucleotide messenger RNA. NCBI's taxonomy places the organism in Eukaryota, Metazoa, Arthropoda, Insecta, Lepidoptera, Pieridae. The record is from the annotation of a GenBank genome assembly.